AGCGCCGCCAUGGCUCCCAUCCCCUCCUUGGAACUGGACCUCGCCAAGUGCUUCGCCGGCGAGCAGCAGCUCAUCUCUUGGGAUGUCGCGUAUAAUGCCCUCUGUGAUCCCAAAACCGCUUCCAAAAGCACUCCACUGCGCAAUUUCUUGAGCGCCGAAGAAAAUCUCGACAUCCUCAGCAGACCAUGGCGACCUUUUGCGGACCCGUCCACACAGGAAAAGAGCCGGUUCGAGACCAGUACCGCCCCCGUCAACGUCACCCCAUCCUCCAACGCAUCUUACAAUAUCGAGCAUAUCAAGGACGAUAGUCUGUGGUUAUCCAAGCAGGCAAAUAUCUCGGAAUACCAAGCCUUGCGCCUGGUCGUACAGGAAUGGCAGACCCGACCGACUACCCAACUGUUGAGCGGUCUGACCGAGGAGGAAGUGCUGAGUGUGCAGGAAGCUGCAGGCUGGUCUAAUUUGGGCACAUCCACCUUCGUCCCCAACUCCUCAAUACUCGGGAAUCCGUCGACCUUGAAUUUGCAGACCGACGCUCACUUCGAUUCUGUGGAUCAGCGACGGCUUCGCAUCAUCGACGUCUACUAUUCCACUCGCGCCUCCAUUCUCCGCGUCAGCCAGCUGCUUUUGACCUGGGGCAGCGCACGAGACCUUCGCAAGAAACCCUUCUAUCCCAAUGAGUAUCGCAUCUGUGAGGACUGGCUCGAGCAAAUGGGCCAAGCCAUUGCCGUCAAACAAAACCAGAAGGAAGCCAACACCAACAACGCCAACGCUCUCGACAAAUGCAUCGAAGCCAUCAAGGUGACGUUGGGCGUGAUGAACCAAGGCUUCGGGUGGGAAACAUCAGAGUCUACCCAGGAAGCCGCUUCGGCACGAUGGUUGCAAGGGCAAACAGCGGAAUUGCUUCAUAUCUUGCACAUUUCUCUUGUCCAUGCUGAUCUCAUAUCCCGCGAGUACAUUCCCGCCAUCACAAUCGAAGCUUGGUUCGAUACCAUUUCCGAGACAAAUUUCUUUCGCGACUUUCCCAUCUUCACGCCUUCCCAGCAACCCAUGGUUCCCUUGAUACAACUACUCACCUCACUCGUCUCCGUCGCGGUGCUAAAAAUUUAUCUUGUUGUGGACGAUCUCCAUACGGGACGUUACAACGCCUGGCAACCCUCUGUAUAUGUUCUCGACCCAGGCACAGUGGAGCGUCUGACCGCUUGCUUCUUCAAUGCGGUUCAGGCUGGACCCAGUCCCGCCACUCCACCAGCUAUGGCCUGGGCUAUUAUUACCGGGCAAAUGAGCGGCUAUGCGCAUGCUCUGGAGGAAGAUCGGGAUAGAUUGAUCGAUGAUGACCCAAGGGGAAGAUCCUCAUUGCCAGCUCCAUCUGCGCUCGAAGAAGCAAUGCUUCCCCUGAUUAGAGCUGAAACUGGCGAGUCGUCUCCUAGUCAAGAACUGGCCUUCGCAUGCGCCCAACUAGGGGUUCUACGUCUUAUCGCUCAGCUGCUUGAUAUCGGCAUGGCUGGUUUUGGAACUGUUGUCGAUCAGAUCUCGCGGGAUCAAUUUCGUCUGCUCUUCCUGUACCUUAUCCGCUCGGGUUUGAGUGUGGGCACAUUGGACUACACUCCCGACUUGAUUGUGACUGCUCACAGUAUCUUGGCUGGCGACAGGACCUUCCGAAACUGGACUUCCAAGCACAUGGUGCUGCACGCAGAUCCUGUCGUAUCGUUCUGUUACGCCGACGAAGAAGUUCUGCGCCCAUUGUUAAUAUCAGAGGCGAGAUUGCGCUACCCUUAUGAGCUUACUCCAUUUCUCAAGUUUUUCAGCGCUCUCACCAGGGGUCAAAAGGCAGGUGAGGAGGGAGAACCGCUCCUGCUCGCAGACCUUAGGAACAUGAACACAUUCAUGCAACGAUUCCCUCCCGGUUUCCAAGACUAUCGUCUGGAGCGAGAGGAUGAAAACGCAAAUCGAAUUGCGCUUAAGAAUGACUUUCCACAGUUCAUUAAAUCGACCUCUUCAGGUUUCUCGAGUCAACGCAGACUUCUCGGAUCAAUGGCUCAUCAGGGAGCGCAUGAUUCCAUGGUCCUUCCCGCCAAUAUUAAAGGUACUGUGGUCGACGACAGUGAAGAACCUUUCAUAGCUGUAUGGCACUAUCGUCACUCUGUGCUACAAUACCUGACGCAACUCCUGUCCACAUACGUUGUGGGUAACGAAAAAGUGGAAAACAGCACGAAAGAGCCCACAUCCUUGGACAGUGCGACGGAGAUUGUUGGAUUUUUCGCGGAUCUGCUACAUUCAUCAUUGCAGACAUUUCAAGCCCAGGGCGAUGAGCGAACGUGCUCCUCGGAUUUAUUGGAAGCUCUGGAGAUUAGUAUUGGAGACACUAAUGAUACAGUCGGCCUGGUUUUCGCCAUUUUCGAGCAGGCGCUACUUCAUCUGAGUCAAGAACCUAGUAACGAGGGCUUGCUUGAACUGCUUAUCAACUGCAUUUACUUUGUCCAGGCUUUGGUCGCCAUUGCUCCUAAUCGAGUCUGGCCAUGGCUGGCGCGAAGCCGACUUCUUCAAGUCGAUAGUAACGGAGGGAGUUUGGCAGCUGUUCUGAUAGGCACCGAGAUGGUUCUCGGCCGUUACGACUUCCUCAUCGGCUGCAUUCGGCUGUUCAGUUCCUUGGUGGAUGACGCAGUGGAGCGUUCUGUCUCACGCAAAACAUCCAGUAAAGCUUUGACUAGGUUCAACGCAGCCACGAUUACCACUAGUGGCACAUCAGACAAGACGAUGAGCGACACCCUGCUCAGUUUCGGACGCACCCUCGCGAGUAUUUACGAAGGGUCUCUGGGCUGGAAGUACAACCGCAUUGAAGACCGGCUGGAGAUCAACAUUGGCAUCUGCGAGGCUUUCACCAACAUUCUUCGUCUGGCAUACAGCGUGGACGACACCCCAAAGCUGUCGGAUAAACUGACAAAACUCAUCGCGCCGGUUGCCGAAUACAUCACUGAGCUCUACCUCACGAAAUCUGAAAAUGACCUCCCGACCAAUCCCAUACUCUCCUCCUUGCUCUCGGGCGCUGACAUCAUUAAGAGCUCUCUGCUCACAAGCUCUGCAGCUCUGUGGAAGCAUCAGACCCGCUCUACGCUAGAGUUGUCCAAUGUACUGGUGCGGGUGGCUAUGCUUUCUGGUAAACCUUGGACGCAUCUGGAGCAGCAGCUCUUCAAAGCCACCCCACUAUUAACACGCCUUUAUGCUACUAGUGAUGUCUGGAAAUCUCCUGUCGUGUUACUUCUGGAGACUCUGGUAAGCGGCGCAACUCGCAUAGCAGAAGAGGAAAUGCAGGAGCAAACUAAACCAGGCGAAAACAAGAAUACGACGGAACCUCCGUCGCUACUAGGGCACUUAGGGCCAAGGACGGCUAAAAACUUCAUGAGUGUGCUUUCGCAGUUGGAUGAGCCGUUGCGGAUUGUAGACAUUCAGAAGAACGUGUGGAACCUGCUGUCUGCUGUUGUAACAUGUAGGCAGCAGUGGUUCGCCCUUUAUCUUCUUACAGGCACCACGCCGAGGGAAAAUAUGAGAGCCAAGCCGGGGCCUGCUGCAGAAGGGACAAAAAGCAAAGCUCUUUUGUCACGGGCAUUGAGCGCACUUUCGAACAUGGAUUUGGAUGGUCCCAAUCGCCCGUGGCCUCUUUACAACGCCAUGCUUGGUUUUAUAACUUCGGCCCAGAAUAAUUGGUCAUGGGCCAUGGGCGACCUACGAGAGAGGAAAGACUUUCUGGACCAGCUUCUUGCAUUUCUUAGAUGGAUGGCCAAGCAACCGCGCGAACCCAAGACGGAUGCUGCUGCGGAGAUACGCGCGCAUCAAAACAGAUUCGCAUCGUUAGCUGCGGAGAUAUUGGCUAUGCAUCUGCAUAGCUGCCGCCAGAUCGGCGAUGCCAUGCCCCUUAAAGACAUUGUUUCGAGUCUAUAUUUCUUCGAGGACAACGCACUUCGUUUACCUUCCUUGAACAGUUCAUUACAGACUAAUCUCAAGACAAACAUCAACAGCACCUUUCCUAGCGUUGUGUUGCCCAACAUCAAACGCACGAGAUUGUUCCCUGCCAGUCUUGGUCAGAGUUUCUUCUAUGACAUUGCUCUAGCGGAUAAACUCCUUAGAUUCGACAACAAAUGGACGGGUUCGAAACCCGGCCAAGGGUUCAAGAGCGAGGUCAUACGGGCAAAUGUCAACCUGAGUCUAGUUGAGUCGCAAGUACAACUUCUCGACAGCUGGAAGCUACUUUCCAUAGAACUGAGCCAUGUCGUAUCCAAAGACGACCGGCUCGUCACAGCUCUUGUCGGCGUUGUCAGGGACUGUAUGCGAGCCAACGCUGAAUCUGCACUCCCAGAAGCACUGUUCAGCAAGCUCAUGGUCGAUCGCGCAGAUCUGGCUUAUGUGCUCCUCAAGAAAUUAGUAGAAGCUAAGAUCAACCCUCCUGAGGCACGAGCGUUAUUAGGACCGAUUUGGGAUGCCAUUCGUGCUUCCACGCUUGACUUUGAUACAGUCUUUUCGGGCGCACAAGCUGAUUACUAUCGUUCACUUUUGAGGAUACUUUUCCUUGCGCUUCAUUUCCACCUGGAAAAUGACUCGGAUCCAGCAGACGAGGCAUCUUUCCGAACAAGCUUUCGCGCAGGAAUGGCACAAUCUGGCAAUGAUCGUUCUGGACCUAUAUCAAGUAAGCUACUGGAAAUUCUCACAGACACUGUCGCCAAAGGUUUCCGCAGCCUGGCCACUCAACUACAUGCCGAGCCAGAUUCCGUAACGCCGUCUGACUUUGCCCUCCUCACUGCUCUUCUGCAGCGCAUCAUCGCGAUCCCGGAAAUGUCAAAGUUUCAAACACAAGCAGCGCUCCUCUUCGCCAACAACAACACAGUCCGCUACGCCACCAGCCUCUUUUCGUGGUCCGAUCGACUCACCUUAAGCAACGGCAACGGCGUUGCAGAUCCCGUCUACGGCGAACUCAGUCUCCUCUUCAUCCUCUCACUCUCCUCCCUUCACUCCCUCGCCGAAACCAUGGCAGUUGAAGGCAUUCUCUCCCAGCUCAACACGGCAAACCUAAUGAACUACUAUCGCCGCAACCACGGCAUGGGCCCCUUCGACUCCCCCUACCGCCUCCACUCCAUUUGGACAAAAGGCAUCCUCCCACUUUGCCUCAAUCUACUCCUCAGCGUUGGCGCUCCUAUAGCGGGCGAGAUCUCUUCCUUCCUCAACCAAUUCCCUGAGCAGCUCCAGCGCUCUUCCAACGCCCUCAAUUCCCGCUACCCGACCAAGAUCACGCUCUCUAUUGCGUCUGAGACGCACUCGCUUGCUCUUUUGUCGAGUAUCCUGGAUAACUUCCGCGCUCAGGGACCAAGGCUCGGCAUCCAGGCUAGUGAUGUUCCCGCGCUGGAGUGGGAUCGUGAGAACGUGAAGGAAGAUAUCGAAGGGUGGAUGGCGAGGAAGGGGGCGUUGAGGGAGAGGGUCGUUAUUGAUGCUGGGCAGGAGAGGGAGGGUGUUGAGCAGAGAGUUUUGAGUGAACUUGUAGCUGCCGGUGCGUGUUUGGGGUGGAAGAGCGGAAGUGGUGCUACAGGCGGUGCUGUAGCUGGUGGUGGUGGCGGUGCCGGGUCGUCUUCGUAGUGUGUACUGGGCGCUUUUUGGAGGCGCGAAUUGUUCUCUUUGCAGAUCAAAAUCUCGAUUUCUUCUUCUUUUGUUUUGAUCUCCUUCUCUUUUUCUGGUCUUU
This is a messenger RNA of Periconia digitata, 5722 nucleotides long. Lineage: Eukaryota; Fungi; Ascomycota; Dothideomycetes; Pleosporales; Periconiaceae. The record is from the annotation of a GenBank genome assembly.